Messenger RNA from Cyprinus carpio (common carp), 1317 nucleotides. RefSeq names its product centrosomal protein of 57 kDa-like. Lineage: Eukaryota; Metazoa; Chordata; Actinopteri; Cypriniformes; Cyprinidae. Gene Ontology annotation, cellular component: centrosome. Gene Ontology annotation, molecular function: gamma-tubulin binding; identical protein binding; microtubule binding. The transcript is spliced from 8 exons. The record is from RefSeq and is a predicted model, not a curated record. The annotation marks the transcript as partial.
GAUGCAGAACUUUGUGUUUGUGCAGCCAUUCUUUCCGCGCUGAAGAACCUGCAGGAGAAGAUCCGUCAUUUAGAGCUGGAGCGCUGUGACGCUCAGCAGAAGCUCCAGACGGUCUCCAGAGAAUCCACACACUCCGACCACAGACACACACACCACGAUCUCCUCUCUCAGCUGACUGCGGCCGAGGCUCAGUGCUCACGCUUGGAGAGACAUUUGGAGCACAUGAGGAAGACCGUGAGAAACACAGAAUCAGACAGAACCGCUGUGCUGCGACGACAGGUGUCUCUGGAGCGUCUGGGCUCAGCGGAUCGGACCGAUGUUCAGCUGAAGCUGCAGAAGCUGGAUCAGCUGGAGCAGGAGUAUCACCGGCUGACGGAGACGCAGGGCACCACUGAGAGGAAGAUCAGACAGCUGGAGAGGAAACUACAGGAAGAGGAACAUCAGAGGAAACUGGUGCAGGACAAAGCAGCUCAGUUGCAGACGGGUCUAGAAGCCAAUCGUCUGCUCAUCCAGUCUGUGUCUCCACGUCCACAUAAAUCCAGCAGAAUCAAACAGAAGAAACUCUCAACAGAGAAACACUGGUCGCAGCCUCAGCAGCAUUACAGACUCAGUCUGGGAGACGUGCCGUUUGUGACCGGGACGUCGACAGGCUCGAGUCACUCAGUGCGAGCAAACGUCCAGCACGUCCUUCAUCUCAUGACGCAGCAUCAUCCUCAGCUGUGUAACGAGCGAGUGCUGGGACACGCCCCCUCCACCAAUCACAGCAGUAGCUCCUCCCCCUCCUCUUCCUGUGGAGAGGAGCUGUCAGAGCUGCUGCUGACGCUGCAGGACGAGUUUACACACAAGAUCUUGAGACUCUUUCUCCACAUCACACCCAUCAAUAUGAAUCCUUUUGUGAAGCACUUGAUUCAGUUGAUUCAGAAAGCUCAGUUUCACGCACACACACAGUUUCUCGAUCAGUUUUGGGUGAGCUGUCCCUUUAGUGGAGUAAAAGAUGUGUGUUUGUGUGUCAGCGAGCAGCAGGAACUGUCCGAACGGAUCCAGUCGUGUGGCUCGGAUCGCUUGCGGCAGGAUCUGGAGCGUGAGAUGGAGACGCUGGUGAAGAGGAUGGAGAGUAAAGGAGAACAGAUCGCUAAAGUCCGGCGACAUCAAGCUCAGAUGGAGAAGUUGAGGAGACGGUGUGGGGGUCAGCAGAGCGGAGGAGGAAGAGGAGGAGCACAGGUUAACAUCUCGAGUCACGUGAAGGUCAAAGAGAGACCAGGUGAGCGCAGCCGAGACUCUCUGCGUCUGCCAAAUGACAACACUGACAACAUGUGA